Messenger RNA from Ostertagia ostertagi, 384 nucleotides. The record is from the annotation of a GenBank genome assembly. Lineage: Eukaryota; Metazoa; Nematoda; Chromadorea; Rhabditida; Trichostrongylidae.
AUGAUUAAGGUUAUUUUGAAAGCGGAAGAUAUUGCUCAUGUUCUUCGCGAUGGUGUGGCGCUAUUGCCUGGAUCUCGUGAUCGUACGGGUCGUGCAAUCAUAAUUUUCCCUCCGAAGGAGCAUCAACUGAAUCCGGACAAUAUUAGGAAUAUCCUUCGAUACCUGCACACCGUGACAGCUGACGACGCUAGGGAGCUCGGUUUCACUGUGAUCAUAGAUAUGCGUGGGAAGCACGCGUCAAAUAACGUACGACCUAUCCUGAAAUCCAUUAAUCAUCUCUGUGAGACGACAAAUGGGCUUAUUAUCAUGGUCUUAAUAAUUAAACCGGACACUUUUUGGGAGAAGCAAAAGGCCAACAUGCUUCUGGGAUCUUGGAGUUUUGAG